Messenger RNA from Aaosphaeria arxii CBS 175.79, 1774 nucleotides. Its product is annotated as XPA-binding protein-like protein. The record is from RefSeq and is a predicted model, not a curated record. Bases 101 to 1426 code for a protein of 441 amino acids. NCBI's taxonomy places the organism in Eukaryota, Fungi, Ascomycota, Dothideomycetes, Pleosporales. The transcript has a single exon. Gene Ontology annotation, molecular function: GTPase activity.
CUUUUAUCGAGAAACAACGUCAACGCUCCGUCUUCUUCUCUAGACCUGGAUCUUGGAGAUUUACUGACAACUUGAAGCUUUCCCUCAGGCCAUAGAAAGCAUGGCGACCUCACAGAAUCCGGAAGGCUCCGCGCCUACAUCUUCCGACUCUCCCGUCUCUAUCGUCUGUGUAGGCAUGGCUGGCUCUGGGAAAACUACAUUCAUGCAACGCCUGGUAUCGCACCUGUAUACACAUCCAGAUCCAACUGUCGCUACACCAGCUGUCUCGCAAGCUUCUACAACACCUCCCUAUAUCCUGAACCUCGAUCCUGCGGUCCGCCAUGUGCCAUUCACUCCCAACAUCGACAUCCGCGACUCCGUCAACUACAAAGAGGUCAUGAAACAAUUCAACCUUGGUCCAAACGGUGGAAUCCUUACGAGUCUGAACCUAUUCAGCACAAAGAUUGAUCAGGUUAUUGGUCUAUUGGAGAAACGAACGGCACCACCUACCCCGGCCCCAGUGCCCGAGCAGAGCACGGUGGAGUUUAUGACAGGCCAGGGCAAGGCGCCAGCACCCGCAACGCAACAGCAGCAGGUGAAGCACAUUCUGGUAGAUACACCCGGCCAGAUAGAGGUGUUCGUAUGGUCAGCAAGUGGCGAGAUCCUACUCUCAAGUUUGGCAAGCACAUUCCCAACUGUCAUUGCAUACAUCAUCGACACACCACGAACAACGAGCACCUCAACGUUCAUGUCGAACAUGCUCUACGCAUGUUCGAUCCUUUACAAGACGAAGCUUCCCAUGAUUUUGGUGUUCAACAAGACGGACGCACAAAGCGCAGAUUUUGCAAAGGAGUGGAUGACCGACUUUGAAUCCUUCCAAGAAGCACUGCGAAAGGAAGAGGAGGGAGGAGCGUUUGGUGGCGAAGGCAUGGGUGGAGGUAGCGGGUACAUGGGCAGUCUCCUCAACAGCAUGUCGCUAGUCCUCGAGGAAUUCUACAACCAUCUUAGUGUAGUGGGAGUCAGCGCCAUGACCGGAGACGGCAUGGACGAAUUCUUCAAGGGUGUCCAAACGAAGAAGGAGGAGUUUGAGCGCGACUACAAGCCUGAGUUAGAGCGACGAAGAGCGGAACGCGAAAAGGAAAAGGUGGCCACACGUCAACGGGAGUUGGAUAGGUUGAUGAAGGAUAUGAAGGUCGGCGGUCCCGGCGGCUCACAGAAGCGCCCUCCGAAAGAGCAACCCGAGACAGUCAGCGAUGCAGAAGAUAUGGAAGAAGGAGAUGGCGUUCCAAUGGUGGGCGAUGACUCCGAUGAGGAGGUUGAAGAUGCGGAUGACAGCCUCGAGUCUCGUUACCAGAACGCCCUCAACGAGAGUCGGGGAGGCGAGCAAGGUCCUUCAGGUGACGACUUCAGCUUUGCAAGGUACAUGCACAAGUCCAACAUCGGAUGAGUACUACCAAAAUGCGCAAUGUCAUCUGCUGGUUAUCACCAGUUUGGGUCCAAACAAGCAGCAAGGACUCGUUCCUUCCCUGGCAGAGUUUCUAGUGCAGACACCACGCCCAUUGACAAGGGGCAUCCCUACUGUUUCUGCUCGAAUCUUCAAGGGGACUGAAAAGGAACACAAAGACCGUGUUCGCGGUGGCGCUGAGUCGGCUGCCCAUGCCUACAUGCGCAGAUGCCGAGAAUCAAGGACAUUUUCAGGCGACGCGCAACAGGGACUGUCAGUAAGGGAAUCCUCGCUAAAGAUUAGAAACCACUGCGCAUGCUGUGAUCUACCUAUGUGUUACAUGUGAUCUUU